CAGCAGUCUGGCGCUGGAGGAAGGCGACUCGGCGGAGGCUGCGGCGCCCCGGGAAGCUCCUCUCGCACAGGAGGACACCAAGUCCUCCCGGCCUGCUGUGCGUGACGUCUCCGAAGAGCUGAGCAGGCAGCUUGAGGACAUCUUGAACACGUACUGCGUGGAUGCCAGCCAGGAAGGUCCAGGCGAGGACGCUGGGCAGAGCGAGCCCGCGGAGCAGGAAGAGGCUGAGAAGUGUCGUAGCGAGUCCCCGAGGAACGGUGAGCAGGAGACGGGCGGCCCCGAGAUGAACGGGGAGAAGGAAAACACCAAGGGGACCGAAGAGUUUCGACCCGGCGAGGAGUGUGGGGAGCGGGAUCAGAAGAAGGCUCAGGAAAAGAAGAAAGCCAAGGGCCUAGGCAAAGAAAUCACUUUGCUGAUGCAGACACUGAACACCCUGAGCACGCCAGAGGAGAAACUAGCAGCGCUGUGCAAGAAAUACGCUGAGCUGCUGGAGGAGCACCGUAACUCCCAGAAACAGAUGAAAAUCUUGCAGAAGAAACAAACGCAGCUGGUGCAAGAGAAGGACCACCUGCAGAGCGAGCACAGCAAGGCCAUCCUGGCCCGCAGCAAGCUGGAGAGCCUGUGCCGUGAGCUCCAGAGACACAACCGCACCCUCAAGGAGGAGGGUGUCCAGCGUGCGCGGGAGGAAGAGGAGAAGCGGAAGGAGGUGACAUCCCACUUCCAGGUGACGCUGAAUGACAUCCAGCUCCAGAUGGAGCAGCACAACGAGAGGAAUUCCAAGCUGCGCCAGGAGAACAUGGAGCUGGCAGAGCGGCUCAAGAAGCUCAUCGAGCAGUACGAGCUGCGGGAGGAGCACAUUGACAAGGUGUUCAAACACAAGGACCUGCAGCAGCAGCUGGUGGACGCCAAGCUCCAGCAGGCACAGGAGAUGCUGAAGGAGGCAGAGGAGAGACACCAGCGGGAGAAGGACUUUCUGCUGAAGGAAGCUGUGGAAUCACAGAGGAUGUGUGAGCUGAUGAAGCAGCAGGAGACCCAUCUCAAGCAGCAGCUGGCUCUCUAUACGGAGAAGUUUGAAGAAUUCCAGAACACCCUUUCUAAAAGCAGUGAAGUGUUCACGACAUUUAAACAGGAGAUGGAGAAGAUGACGAAGAAAAUCAAGAAGCUGGAGAAAGAGACCACUAUGUACCGCUCUCGCUGGGAGAGCAGCAACAAGGCUCUUCUGGAAAUGGCUGAGGAGAAAACCCUUCGAGACAAAGAGUUAGAGGGGCUUCAGGUGAAAAUCCAGCGCUUGGAGAAACUGUGCCGAGCUCUGCAAACGGAGCGCAACGACCUCAACAAGAAGGUGCAGGACCUGUGUGCCCACGCGCCCCGGCCAGACACCGACCUCCUGGAGCCUUUGAAGGACCCAUCUCGGGACGGCUCCGAGGCGGCGGCGGCGGGAGGUGCUCCAGCAGAGCAGCGCCUGGCUGAGGAUUGCCUCCACCCGGGAAAGCCAACACACAGCACAGAUCCUGCAGAGAGCCUGGGAGAACUGAGCAUAGGAGCCCUGGGGCGGAGCGGGACUGAGGAAGGCACUCAGGGCGCUGACUGAGCCCGCUGAGCGGUAGGCGGAGGGAGGGCGAGGGAGGGUAACGCCAAUGUUUCCAUAGACUCAAUCUGAUUCCCCUCUCCUGGUCCUUGGACAGGGGUGAGAGGACAGCCCUCCUGGGGAACUGAGGUUUCCUAGCUUAGAUUUUUGGAGGGUUUUUAAAAUUUUAUAUAUAUAUACAUAU
Antrostomus carolinensis (chuck-will's-widow) is the source of this 1772-nucleotide messenger RNA. RefSeq names its product taxilin alpha (gene TXLNA). NCBI's taxonomy places the organism in Eukaryota, Metazoa, Chordata, Aves, Caprimulgiformes, Caprimulgidae. The annotation marks the transcript as partial. Gene Ontology annotation, molecular function: syntaxin binding. The transcript is spliced from 10 exons. The record is from RefSeq and is a predicted model, not a curated record.